UUCAUGUGGAGGAGAAGACGCUCCUCCAGGCAUAGCUUAUACACAUUCACAUCAAGAGCAGGUGAAGAGGGAGGAAAGCGCGAGGAGCUGUUUUGGCAGAAAGAGGAGAGAGUCGGGCACAGAUAGAGGGAGGGAGAGUAGGAGAGAGGGAGAUCUCUCAGUCUGCCUCAGAUACAGUAUUGGGUGUGUUACUGUGAGUGUGUGCAUUGUAGAGAGGUGUUGUUCACCAUGGCUGGCAGUGUGUUUGGAAGGCUCUCACUGGAGGAAGGGGACUCAGCCAAUUCCCUGGAGGGCCUGGAAAUCAAGCUUGGGGGAGAAGCCAUGCAUCAGGCUCUGGACACUCUGAGUGACAGCACAAGCUCCACAACUGCCAAUGACCUGGACCUCAUCUUCCUCAAAGGCAUCAUGGAGAGCCCAGUGGCCCAUGAGCAGUUUGAAGAACCCAAGCUCGAGGCUGUGAGGGAGAACAACGUUGAGCUGGUCCAGGACAUCCUCAAGGAGCUCAGCCCGCUUGCACACAGGAGCCAGGCAGCCGACGAGCUGGUCCGCAUCCUGAAGGAGCCUCACUUCCAGUCCCUCCUGGAGACCCAUGAUUCUGUGGCGUCCAAAAACUACGAGACCCCUCCCCCCAGCCCCUGUUCCUUCAUGGACUCAGCCCUCAACAAUCAGCCUGUUCCCCCAGACGCAGUCAGGAUGGUGGGCAUCCGUAAGGUGUCUGGCGAGCACCUGGGAGUGACAUUUCGAGUGGAGAGCGGCGAGUUGGUGAUUGCCAGGAUCCUCCAUGGCGGCAUGAUUGACCAGCAAGGUCUGCUCCAUGUGGGUGACAUCAUCAAGGAGGUGAACGGCAAGGAGGUGGGCAACGACCCCAAAGUGCUCCAGGAGAUGCUGAAGGAGGCGAGCGGCAGUGUGGUGCUGAAGAUCCUGCCCAGCUACCAGGAGCCGCACACACCAAGACAGGCCUUUGUAAAGUGUCACUUUGACUACGAUCCAUCCCAUGAUAACCUGAUUCCAUGUAAGGAAGCGGGGCUUAGCUUCAGCAGUGGAGACAUUCUGCAGAUUUUCAACCAGGAGGACCUGAACUGGUGGCAGGCCUGUCACAUAGAGGGAGGAAGUGCAGGUCUAAUUCCAAGCCAGCUGCUUGAGGAGAAGAGGAAAGCGUUUGUGAAGAGAGACCUGGAGCUCGCUACCACAGGUCCUCUGUGUGCUGGGAUGGGUGGUAAGAAGAAAAAAAAGAUGAUGUAUUUGACUACCAAGAAUGCAGAAUUCGAUCGCCAUGAGCUGCGGAUAUAUGAAGAGGUUGCCAAGGUCCCACCCUUCAGGAGGAAGACACUGGUUCUGAUUGGUGCGCAGGGGGUCGGCCGCCGCAGUCUGAAAAACAAGCUGCUGGUGUCGGAUCCCCAGCGGUAUGGCACCACCAUCCCCUUCACCUCCAGAAAACCAAAGGUGGAUGAGAGGGACGGCCAGAUGUACUCCUUCAUGACCCGCAGCGAAAUGGAGUGCGACAUCAAAAAUGGUCGUUUCUUGGAGCACGGAGAGUACGACGGGAACCUUUACGGCACUAAGAUAUACUCUAUACACGAGGUGAUAGAAACAGGAAAGAUCUGCAUCCUGGACGUCAACCCACAGGCUCUCAAAGUCCUGCGGACGUCAGAGUUCCUGCCCUAUGUUGUGUUCAUUGAAGCUCCAGAUUUUGAGGUUCUCAAAGCUAUGAAUAGGUCAGCAAUUGAGUCAGGAGUGAUCACAAAACAGUUAACGGACUCUGAACUAAAGAGGACGGUGGACGAGAGCGAGCGCAUUAAGCGAGCCUAUGGACAUUACUUUGACCUCUGCAUCAUAAACGAUGGCCUGGAAGCGGCAUUCCGAAGUCUACGGUCAGCACUGGAGAAACUGUCGACGGAGCAGCAGUGGGUACCUGUCAGCUGGGUCUUCUGAAAGUCACCAAGAGCUCACCAGCAAGGUGCCAGGGCCUCAGGUCGAAGGUCGGAGGACGAUUUAACACUGGUAGCUCCAGAGGGACUGUCUCCAUGCAGUCAUUGGUGGUGGAGGUCUGUAGUGAAGGGCCAAGAGUCAUGAUUCAGUGCAAAUGAUCCUCAUGUAGAGCGUUUUUGUACAAACCUAGUGUUCCUCUGUUGAGCCUAAUGUCAAGUUGUAUUUUAUUUGUCAGAGCUGGAAUCAUUUUAUUGAUACUUGUUAAGAAGAAUUUAGAGUUGAUUAUGAGGUCUAGUGCAAUAGUGUGAGUGAGUGAGUGUGUAUGUUAUCAUAAACGUGGAAAUAGGCUUAGAGUAAAGAAUAUGUUUUGCAGAUAACACUGCUCAAUCGAAGGUUUUCAUUGAAGGAUAUUAAACUUUUUAGCCUUUCCAAAUCUUAAAUACUUUAUGUAGUGAAAUGUUUACAUUGGAUUGGUAGGACAGAUUGGUUAAGGAAAGAUACCAAAUGUCAUAUUUGUAUUGAAUUCUCUAUAUUUUACCAUUUGAUCAUACAGUAUGAUUGUAUGUGUUCAGAAAUGUGCUUUAUCUUGUAUGUCUCCACUAAUUUGAAAAUUGAAUAGCAAUAGUAAAAUGUUAAACUAAAACAUACAUUUACUCACACACUCAAAUGAACACACACACACACACUGAUAUAUACAUAAACACAGUGAGAGCAGUGGAAAACUGUCUUGUUGAGACAUUUUGCAUUAAUCUUGCAGUCUCAAUUUGUUUUGUUUCAUUUUUAAUGUUGAUUACGUUGUACAUUUGUUGUCCUGGUAAAGUGUCUGAUUUGUUUGACAGUGAGAGGAUCCAGCGAAUGGAUCACAGUGUCCGACUACUGCCUGCUUAAUUCUGUUGGAGUUGUAUUUGUAGCACUGAGAACACUUAAACCCUCAAAGAAAAAAAGAUGAAGAAAAAACUGUAGCCUACAAUAUGCACUGAUUGUAUAAUGAAGGCAAACAUAUUAAUUAACAUUACAGGUUGGACAAUUGAUGGAAGUUGUCACAUUUAAUUUUUUGUUAUUUUUGAUGUACAGUAAAAUAUUUAUCAGUGGCUUCAAAUUCAUACUUACUUUUGCCUUAACAUGGUUCAAAAGCCAAGGAAACACUAUCACUGUUCCUUCUUAGCAAAUAGAAAAAAUAAUACUGGCAACUUAUUUAAUAUUUAUUUUCCCUCAAACUUGUAAGUACUGUAUUGUAAUAAAGAGUAUAUAGUAUAACAUAGAGAAACACUUGGUGCUUUGAUGAUUCUGCUGGUGUGUAGAUGCAGUUGCACAACUACACUGUAGUUUUGAUGUUCAUAUAAAAAUGUAUUAAAAUUGAAAAUGCUGAGAA
Molecule: messenger RNA, 3301 nt
Organism: Siniperca chuatsi (mandarin fish)
Lineage: Eukaryota; Metazoa; Chordata; Actinopteri; Centrarchiformes; Sinipercidae
Gene: mpp2b
Product: MAGUK p55 scaffold protein 2b
Exons: 12
Coding region: 229-1932 (567 amino acids)
Cellular component (GO): plasma membrane; cell-cell junction
Molecular function (GO): protein binding
Source: RefSeq, a predicted model, not a curated record